CGUCCUCCUCAGUCUUUGCUUGUGACGUCAUAUUUUCGCGACCGAGUGACAGCGUCAAACAUGGCUUCAAGAUUGGAGAUUAAUUUCAUCAGAUUGUUGUCUCGCUGUGAAUCUAUCGCGUCGGAGAAGCGAGGAGAGACAGAAUGGAGACUGGAGAAGUACGUUGGUGCUCUGGAGGAGAUGCUGAUUGCUCUAAAGAAAAGCCCCAGCAAACCCACACCAGAGAUCCUGACUGAGUACAUCAAAAAAGUCGAUUUUUUAAAGGGACUUCUGGAGGCUGAGAAGCUGUCUUCACCGACAGAAAAGGCUUUAGCGAACCAGUUCCUGGCUCCCGGUCGGACUCCCACCGUAGCGAACGAGAGGAUUUCUGCAACGAAGAUGGUCCACAUGCAGACGAAGGCCAGAUGCACCGGAGAGAUGAGGGACGAGCUGCUCGGCACGCAGAAGUCGUCAGGCGGAGGAGCGUCAGACAGAGAUUUGAGAAACAGAAGAGGACUUCCUCUGGAUGAACGUCAGUCUGCCGCUGAGCUGGACGCCGUCCUGCAGCACCACCACAACCUUCAGGAGAAGCUGGCGGAGGACAUGCUCAGCCUGGCCAGAAACCUGAAGAACAACACUCUGGCGGCGCAGAACAUCAUCAAGCAGGACAACCAGACUCUCAGCCAGUCCAUGCGUCAGGCGGACCUGAACUUCGAGAAGCUGAAAACCGAAUCGGAGCGUUUGGAGCAGCACACCAAGAAGUCUGUGAACUGGCUGCUGUGGAUAAUGCUCAUCCUAGUGUCCUUCACCUUCAUCAGCAUGAUCCUCUUCAUCAGAAUCUUCCCCCGGCUCAGAUGAUGACGGCCCAGAACUCCUUUUAGUCAAAAACAAGUCACAAUGAAGGAGGAAAGUACUCGCACUUUUGUGAACUUUCUUUGAAGUCCACCUUCUAUUGAAGCCUAGCAGGACAUAAACUAAUGUAAAGAAUUAGCUGCUGGGGCUCAGGAGGAGCGGCGCAGAUGUAAAUCCCUCUUCUAGUAGUCGGCAUAGAGAGCCCGCCGUCUUCCCGCUGUGUCUGUGUGCCGCCGUUAUGAACUUUCCAUCGUCGACUUUAUUGGAUUAACCCAGUAAGACCUCUAAACUUGUGAGUUAAUAUAGACGGUAUCAGGAGGUUCAAUCUGAGGGGCACAGAGUCGGCCCUAAGAAAAGCUCUGUAAGUCCUCAGCUCAGUGUUUUGUGUCCUUUUAAUAAAAACUCGGUUAUUGUCGACGUUCCGUCUGAAAACGA
Messenger RNA from Oryzias melastigma (Indian medaka), 1266 nucleotides. RefSeq names its product unconventional SNARE in the ER 1 homolog (S. cerevisiae) (gene use1). Lineage: Eukaryota; Metazoa; Chordata; Actinopteri; Beloniformes; Adrianichthyidae. The coding region runs from base 61 to 837 and encodes 258 amino acids. Gene Ontology annotation, biological process: retrograde vesicle-mediated transport, Golgi to endoplasmic reticulum. Gene Ontology annotation, cellular component: endoplasmic reticulum; SNARE complex. The transcript is spliced from 8 exons. The record is from RefSeq and is a predicted model, not a curated record. Gene Ontology annotation, molecular function: SNAP receptor activity.